This is a messenger RNA of Salmo salar (Atlantic salmon), 6092 nucleotides long. RefSeq names its product macoilin-1. Gene Ontology annotation, cellular component: rough endoplasmic reticulum membrane. The record is from RefSeq and is a predicted model, not a curated record. Lineage: Eukaryota; Metazoa; Chordata; Actinopteri; Salmoniformes; Salmonidae. Gene Ontology annotation, biological process: neuronal signal transduction.
CAUGGCGUCGUGGCGUGUGACGCGAAAGGGGGCGGGCCCACCAUACAGUGUUUUUAUUUCUUUCUUUGUUUCAUGUCCAGAAAAAAACAACAAUGGUGUAUAUUUGUAGAAAUGUUCAUAUCUGAUCGUACGCCUGACAUUUCAGUAAUAAUUAACGGAUUUGUAUCAGAACCGAAUCCACAGGAGGGAGGAUGAAGCGGCGCAAUGCGGACUGCAGCAAGCUCCGACGGCCGUUAAAACGGAACCGAAUCACCGAGGGUAUAUAUAGCAGUACGUUCCUGUAUCUGAAGUUUCUGGUGGUGUGGGUGCUGGUGCUGCUGGCAGACUUUGUGUUGGAGUUCAGGUUUGAGUACCUGUGGCCCUUCUGGCUCUUCAUACGCAGUGUCUAUGACUCCUUCAGAUACCAGGGGCUGGCGUUCUCAGUGUUCUUUGUGUGUGUGGCGUUUACAUCUGACAUCAUCUGCCUCCUCUUUAUCCCUGUCCAAUGGCUGUUCUUCGCUGCCAGCACCUACGUCUGGGUCCAGUACGUGUGGCACACAGAGAGAGGGGUGUGUCUACCCACCGUAUCGCUAUGGAUACUGUUUGUUUACAUGGAAGCUGCCAUCCGCUUCAAGGACCUGAAGAACUUCCAUGUGGACCUGUGUCGGCCCUUCGCUGCUCACUGUAUCGGCUACCCCGUGGUGACUCUGGGCUUUGGCUUUAAGAGUUACGUCAGCUAUAGGAUGAGACUGAGGAAACAGAAGGAGGUGCAGAAGGAGAAUGAGUUUUACAUGCAGCUCCUACAGCAAGCUCUGCCCCCAGAGCAACAGUUGCUACAGCGACAGGAGAGAGAGGCAGAGGAGGCAGCCAUGGCUAAAGGUGUGCCAUCAGAGAUGGACCUAGCCCCUCCGGUCUCCCAGAACGGGGCUACACCCGGCAAGAAGAACCCCGUUAACUCUUCUGUCCCCUUACCGGAACUGGAGUACCGGGAGAAAGGGAGAGACGGCAACAGCAAGGAGCGGGAGGGCAAACAACAACAACAACAACACACAAUAGGAAUCAACAACAACAGUAUCCUCCACACACUGGACUCCACAUUACAGGAGACAGAGUAUAUGGAGAGCAUGGGUGGGAAGAGACUGAACAACGACCUCGGAGGAGGAGAGAUCACACACACUCCCAAAGAGGAGGAGGUGCUGGGAGGAGGAGAGAGCACGGGUAACACACACACUCCUAAAGAGGAGGUGGGGGGAACAGGGGGAGGAGGGAAAAACUACAAAAACGCCAGAGGAGGAGGAGGCGGUGUGGCCACCAAUUCCUCACCUCGGAAUCACAGCUCCACCAAUGGGAGCGUGCCGUCGUCUGGCUCGUCCAAUAAGAACGAGAAGAAGCAGAAGUCGGCGGGGAAAGGUGCAGCCAAUCAGAAGGAUCCCGUGGAGAACUGCAUUCCCAACAAUCAACUGGGCAAGCCGGACGCUCUCGUGCGGUUGGAGCAGGAUGUGAAACGGCUGAAGGCAGACCUGCAGGCGAGCCGUCAGCUGGAGUCAGAUUUACGUUCUCACCUCUCCUCCCUGACCAGCCAGGACAGGAGUCUGCGCUCAGAGCUGGGCCAGCUGCGACAAGACAACGAGAUGCUGCAGAACAAGCUCUAUAGUGCUGUCCAGGCCAAGCAGAAGGACAAGCAGACUGUCUCCCAGCUAGAGAAGAGGCUGAAGGCAGAGCAGGAGGCGCGGGCGCUGGCGGAGAAACAGCUGGCUGACGAGAGGAAGAGGAAGAAAGUGGAGGAAGCCACCGCAGCCCGGGCUGUAGCACUGGCCGCAGCCUCCAGGGGUGAGUGUACUGACUCCCUGCGUGGUCGGAUCAGAGAGUUGGAAACGGAGUGUAAGAAACUCAGCAUCGACAUGAAACUCAAAGAAGAGCACAUUAGAGAGCUGGAGGGGAAAUGCCAGGAGCUGCGUAAGUACAAGGAGAAUGAGAAGGACAUGGAGGUGUUAAUGUCGGCGCUGUCGGCCAUGCAGGAUAAAACCCAGCACCUGGAGAACAGCCUGUCUGCUGAGACCAGGAUCAAACUAGACCUCUUCUCUGCCCUGGGGGACGCCAAAAGACAGCUGGAGAUCGCACAAGGUCAGAUCCACCAGAGAGACCAGGAGAUAGCAGAGUUGAAGCAGAAGAUAGCUGAGGUGAUGGCGGUGAUGCCCAGCAUCUCCUACAGCAACGACAGCAGCAGCCUCAGCCCCGUUACCCCACACUACUCCUCCAAGUUCAUGGACAAUAGUCCCUCUUCCCUGGAUCCCAACGCUUCUGUCUACCAGCCACUCAAAAAGUGACAAUAACACACACAUUAAUACACACUAACACACACACACACUUACAAGAAUACAGAUUUACAAAGACGGCAUACAUAGUCACAUCCACCCAUACAUACGUAGUCGCAUCCACCCAUACAUACGUAGUCACAUCCACUCAUACAUUCGUAGUCACAUCCACUCAUACAUUCGUAGUCACAUCCACUCAUACAUACGUAGUCACAUCCACUCAUACAUACGUAGUCGCAUCCACUCAUACAUACGUAGUCGCAUCCACCCAUACAUACGUAGUCGCAUCCACCCAUACAUACGUAGUCGCAUCCACCCAUACAUACAGACACAAACUCUUCUGGUCAUGUUUUGUGGAAGCGAUUGGAAAUGAUCUCGGCGCUGUCUAGGACGAGCUUCUCCAAAGUGUUUUGGUUGUGUUUUGGUUGUGUUUUGGUUGUGUUUUUGGAACCAGUUGCGGUCGGAGUCCCAGCCCCGUCGUUCUGUUGUUCUCAGUAUGUUCCCAUGGUGAUGCCUUAGUUUAUUUUUUAUUUUUUUUGGAACAGCUGGAGAGGUAAAACUACACGAGGGAAGGUGUUUAUGUUUUGUGUUUUGAACUGGUAAGAGUAAAGGGACAUCGGGUUGACUGUAUCCUGAAGGAGUGUUCUGAGGGGAGAGAGAUGCAGAUGAGGACUGACUGGUUAGUUGGUAUAAAUGUCUAGAAAGACUCAUCGUCUUGCUCUCUCUCUCUGUGCUUCAUGUUCUCUCUGUCAGCGCUUCAUGUUCUCUCUCUCUCUCUCUCUCUCUCUCUCUCUCAGUGCUUCAUGUUCUCUCUCUCUCUCUCUCUCUCUCUCUCUCUCUCUCUCUCUCAGUCAGUGCUUCAUGUUCGCCAUCUCCUUUUUCUUUCUGUCCAUUUUGUUCAGCAGGUUUUGUCCCAGCUUAAAGUUAGUCUUUGUAUGAUGGGACUAUUAUACUACUCUACAUUUUUGCUUUUAAAUGAGAGGAAGCUGAAACAUUUGAAGUGGUAUCUUCUGUGAGUUUGAUUAUGAAUGGAAAAGUACUUUGUUGAUGUUUUGGUAUUAUCGCCAUUUACUUAAAUAUGUGUUUUUUAUUUUUAUUUUUAAAGAACACAUUUCAAUUUAGUUAUGACCAUAACAAUGGUAAAGUAGAUUUCUCUGUACCAAUGGUCUUGGAAAGAUCACCAAUUUGUACAUCAACUCAAAUUCACUCUUUACUCCAAACAACAUCCGGGAUUUAUCAAUUAACUCCAACACUCCGGUCAAGAAAUACAUAUCUUUCAGAAUUGGAUUGUCAAUGGAGAUGACCUGGUACUGCCUAAAGGUUAAAUUAUGACCUGGUACUGCCUAAAGGUUAAGAUAUGACCUGGUACUGCCUAAAGGUUAAGAUAUGACCUGGUACUGCCUAAAGGUUAAGAUAUGACCUGGUACUGCCUAAAGGUUAAGAUAUGACCUCGUACUGCCUAAAGGUUAAGAUAUGACCUGGUACUGCCUAAAGGUUAAGAUAUGACCUGGUACUGCCUAAAGGUUAAGAUAUGACCUGGUACUGCCUAAAGGUUAAAUUAUGACCUCGUACUGCCUAAAGGUUAAGAUAUGACCUGGUACUGCCUAAAGGUUAAGAUAUGACCUGGUACUGCCUAAAGGUUAAAUUAUGACCUGGUACUGCCUAAAGGUUAAGAUAUGACCUGGUACUGCCUAAAGGUUAAAUUAUGACCUGGUACUGCCUAAAGGUUAAGAUAUGACCUGGUACUGCCUAAAGGUUAAGAUAUGACCUGGUACUGCCUAAAGGUUAAGAUAUGACCUGGUACUGCCUAAAGGUUAAGAUAUGACCUGGUACUGCCUAAAGGUUAAGAUAUGACCUGGUACUGCCUAAAGGUUAAAUUAUGACCUGGUACUGCCUAAAGGUUAAAUUAUGACCUGGUACUGCCUAAAGGUUAAGCAAUGUCAUAUGUUUGCUGCAAAUGCACUCAAACCUGUCUAUCCUUUUGGACCAAAUUAGAAUCUGUCGUUAGGCCAUAUUACUAAAAACCUACUGGAUUUAAUGAUGUCUAGGUAACUGAUGUUUACCAGUUGUAAAUUUCACUGUGCCUUGCAAAUUACUUUUUUUUUUAAGUAGUGAGUAUAAUGGGUUACUUCGCCAAUCUUGAUAUAGGACCCGGGGCGGUCUCAAUAAUGUAAGCUUGCUUCCUUUCAUUCUACCCUUUCCUUCGUGAUCUCUGAUCUGGCAGGUGGAAGCAACAUAUGGUGAAAGCCCUCUCACCUAUCAUGAAGGAAAGGAGAUGAAGUAAGGAAGCCAGUGUAGUGGAUUGAGAUGUCCCCCAUCUCGUACCAUCUCCCAUGCAGCCCCAGUCUCCUUUAUAUUAAGCCCCAUACUCUUAGACCCCGGUCAGUGUUGUCUUAUUAACAAGGAAAGGAAACAAAUUGAUUUGGUAUUAUGAAUGAACCUGGUCUGCCAAACAGCUAUUAAAUACAUCUAUCUGGUCAGGCCAAGGGGUCAGUAGAUCAAACUCCAGGCUCUUAUGUCCACUACUACGGUGGCCCAGAGUGGACAUCUAUUUGUUUACAACCAAGGUUGAGGUCAAUUCCAUUUCAAUUCAGGAAGUAAAAAAAUUGGAAUGUCAGUAAUCGUCAAUGCUUUUUAAUGAGGAAACAUUUGGAAUUUGGUUAACUUUUUAUUUUUUCUGAAUUGAAAUGGAAUUGAGCCCCAACCCUGUUUUACAGCCAUGUACAUUAUUACAUACCGAUGAAUGUUAUAGUUUCUUUCAGUUCAAAGUGCCACGUUUUGGUGUUUCUUAAUUGCAUCCCCUCUCCCAUUCAUUAGAUUGAUGUAUCUCUAGCUUGCUUUAGGUUUGGAUAAAAACCAUCAGAGCUACACGUUGUUGUUGUGUUCAUAUAUUUGACAUUAUUUGGUUCUGAUGUUUUGUUUUUAGGUCGAUCAGAGAGCAGGUACAGUAACGGCUAAAUUCACUCGCUGCUUUUGUUACUGAUUUGGUUGCAGCUGUUUUUUUUCUCCUCCUGCAUCAUGUUUUUAAUUCUCUCCUGCUAGCCUGAGUCCCAGAUCUGUUUUUCUGUUCGUCCCAACUCCUUAUGGAAUCGUCAUGCAAAACAAUUGGCUUGAAAGACUACAUUUUGAGUCGGCAAGAGCACAAACAUAUCAGGGACCAAGCUAAUCUCUUUCCAACUGGGGAUGAUGAUGAUGAUGAUAAUGAUGAAGAUAAUAGUGUGAAGUUUUGUUUUGGGAAGUUACACCCUGCCCACUGGGCACACGCUCGUUGAAUCGAUGUUGUUUCCAUGUCUUUUCAAUGACAUUACGUUGAGCCAACAUGAAAUAGGGGUUCAGUUGACAUCUGUGCAGUUUGACCAUAUGCUGUGUUUUUUGCUGUAGGGUGAAGUUGCCCCUAGAUGCUGAUUAUAGUUUUUUUUUGGGGGGGGGGGUCAGUUUUACAUUUCUCCACUAUUGUUAAAAUUAGGAUUAGGGGAGCGGAAUCUGAUUCUGGGUCGGUACCUAGAUGAAAUUUAACCCCUAAAAACGUUGUGUUUUCUACCUGGAAAGUAUUGGUGUGGAUCCACAGUAACGGACUUGUGACCUGUUGUAAAGAUGUUCUAUAUGUUUUAGUGGCAAAGAAUUUUUGUUUUGUUUUGUUGUUGUUCCACCAUGUUGUUUUUCUCUCGAUCUCAAAGUGAUGAUGAUGAUGAUGAUGUCGGCUGAGUCCAAACUUCUCUCACUUUGGGGCCAUCACCUGGAAUUAAAAAAAAAUGAGUCUUGCAGGCGAUGAUGACGAUGCAAGCUGUUUGAGAACAA